UGGCUCCAAGAUGGGCCAAAGCUGCCUCCUUGGCUCCCGUUCUCCGCUUGGGGACGCGUGCAAAUCAAUGUGAGAAUGAAGUCCAGCGGCUCUAUAAAUUGGAGGUGAGGGUGAGCCGCACAAAUCACAGCGGGGGAGAGGGCCGGGUGAGCUGCGACGGCCACCGGAUCGCAGGAUGCCGGCCGGAGGACGCGAGCCAAAGCGGAAGCGGUCAGCUCCCCUCAACGGAGGAGGAUCGGAGGUCGCUUCAUCCGGUUUGGCCAUGGCGCCGUCGUCGUCGGUGGAGGACGCCGACGCCCUCGACUGCGGCGUCUGCUUCCUCCCAUUGAAGCCCCCCAUCUUCCAGUGUGAAGUGGGCCACGUCGUGUGCUCGCCGUGCCGCGACAAGCUCAAGGCCACGGGCAAGUGCCACCAUGUGUGUGGCGUCGCCACCGGCAGCUACCGCCUGUGCCAUGCCAUGGAGCGACUGGUGGAGUCCAUCCGCGUCCCAUGCCCGCACGCCGCCCAUGGCUGCACCGCGAGGCCGGCCUACAAUGAUCGAGACGGCCACCGCCCGGCGUGCCCGCACGCGCCAUGGCACUGCCCUGGUGAGGCAUGCAGCUUUCUUGGCUCGACUAGCGCGCUCCUGGACCACAUCAGCGAGGUACACAGCUGGCCGUGCAUCACCAACCUCGAGGCCGACAAGUACGGCGAAUUUGCUGUCCACCUCCAUGACGGCUUCGACUUCCUCCUUGCUGAUUGCCCCACAGCCAACAUGAAGCAAGGCGCCACCGCUACCGUUCAGUGCCUGCUCCUGCUGACUGUGGCGCGGCAACCGGUUGGCCGCACCAUCUCUGUGCUCUGCAUUGACCCUCAUGCCGCCGCCGCCGCCAGUGGUGGUGAUGGACCAGCGGCCUCAAAGCAAAUGGAAUGCAGGCUUACAUAUUAUCGGCCCUGGGACUUGAACGACAACAAUCAUCAUGGAGGUCAUCAGGUAUGGGACCAUCACCAGCAAUCCAACUUCAGAGUAGCAUGCACGGACCUCUCCGAUGGGAUGCCUAACCCCGAUGGCUGCUUCCAGUUUGUCCUGACAAACUCAGUUAUUGGAGCCUAUUAUAAGUACACCGGCCGGUGUGUGUAGUGAUGUAAACUAGAACCUGCUCUGCUCAUCACUGGUUUAGCAGUUUAUGGACGUGCCUGCUAUGCUAGGGUCGAACAAACUGCAAAUGGCAAAGCGUAGUAGUAUGUGUACUUUUAUUACAGUGAAUAUGAAGAAUGGUACUUUUAUUACAGUGAUAAUGUGGGAAAUUAUCUCUAAAUCAAUUGAUUUAUCACAUGGGUACAGCAUGCCAUAGGAGAUGGAUGAAAGGCAGAAAAACUGGAUGAAAUGGUGUUUGUGGUGCAUUGUCAGAAUGAGUCCAAGGUUGCUCAAUUACAAGUUCUAAGGAUAUUAAGCUACACAGGGGGCUUACAUUUCAGCCAAUACCCCAUUGAUAUGAUGCAAGUGU
Molecule: messenger RNA, 1487 nt
Organism: Panicum hallii
Lineage: Eukaryota; Viridiplantae; Streptophyta; Magnoliopsida; Poales; Poaceae
Product: E3 ubiquitin-protein ligase SINA-like 3
Exons: 2
Coding region: 176-1120 (314 amino acids)
Cellular component (GO): cytoplasm
Molecular function (GO): ubiquitin protein ligase activity; zinc ion binding
Source: RefSeq, a predicted model, not a curated record